AUGGAGAACGUACACGCAUCCUCGUCGGAAGUUUCAACAAAUUCGAGCAACAGCGGAAACCAGUUGCAAACCAUCGUCAAUGAAUGUAAACAGUCAUUGGAUGACGACGAAUGCAAGGAAAAGGAAAAGGAAAAGGAUAAAACGAGCUUCGAAUUAAAUCUAGAUCUUAGAAAUGUAUUAAAUUGUGAACCUACUGCAUCCGAGGCUGAUCAAGAUAACGAGAAUUCAUUAGAAAAACUCUCGGCUGUUUUGGAACAACCGGAAGACUCACCUUAUCGUUUGGAAGGUGCACAGUCUACGCAGGAUGAUCGUGAGGAUAAACAAUUAAACUACAUUCUUCGGGAACGGAUACAAUCGCUUCGCAAUGUUAUGAGGAACUUGAAGGAAGAACUUAAAAGAGAAAUUGAAUUUUUGAAGAAAGAGAACGAAGAGCUGCAAGUUUUGCGAGAAAGAAACGAUUCGUUAGCCUUGGAAGAAGCAACUGCAGCUGCGCGUGCGGCUGCUGCAGCUUAUGCAGCGGAAGUGCCGUUAUCCAAUUCUUUGGACGUUAUCUCCGAGGACACGUUCAGAGAACUUACGAUACUCGAAUACGAGAAGAAAUUGGCCAAAUAUCAGGAUGAGUAUUCGUUUAAUCAAGCUGAGAAACGUUACAAUGCUCGAUGGAAGAUGAUCGCGAAUGCGUACAAGCAGAAACUGAUGGAGGUGGAGCGACUUUGCAACGAGGAAUUGGAAAAAGUUCAGCAAAAUGCGAACGAUCUACAACCACUCAAAGAAAUGGUGUCUCAAUGGUGUAUCGAUGAAGAAAAUCGCGGUGAUUCGAUUAAAAGAUCUGAUUUUAAUGUGGAUGGGCUAAAAUACAGCCUUUUUAAUGACGAGAAACUUCAUAAUCGUCAAUUUCAAAAUGUCGACGCGGAAGUCAAUAUGGCGCCGGAGAUAUUCGUUGCACGAUUCAAGUCCGAAAACUUGACGAAAAAAGAUACAUUUUAUAGAUAGACAUAUCUUCUUUUAUUUAUAUUGCA
This is a messenger RNA of Osmia bicornis bicornis, 1019 nucleotides long. RefSeq names its product protein Hook homolog 3-like. The coding region runs from base 1 to 993 and encodes 330 amino acids. The record is from RefSeq and is a predicted model, not a curated record. Lineage: Eukaryota; Metazoa; Arthropoda; Insecta; Hymenoptera; Megachilidae. The transcript has 3 exons.